AGGAAGGAAACUGAAACCCAUCAACACCACUCCAGAACCACCAAGAUGUUACGAACCAUCCUGAGACCAUCAACAAGCACAUUCCACAACAAGAACCCACUGCAACUCAUUCUCCUCAACAGCAGAAGAAGACAGCCAUACUCUGUCCAACAACAACCGCAACCACCAACAAAUCCAACGGUUAUCAGCCAAUACCGAGACCGACAACAGGCCGAGUUCCGAGCGCGGAACCGGAGUCUGUUACUCUAUGCGAUCUCGAUAGGCGUGGUGACCUUAGGACUAUCGUAUGCGGCGGUGCCGUUAUACCGAGCAUUCUGUUCGGCCACCGGAUACAACGGCACCCCAUCCACAUCCUCCUCUAGAGACGGCACCGGCAAAUUCGCCCCCGACCGGAUCGCCCAGCCCGUCGGCCAGAAAACUAUCACCGUCCGCUUCAACGCCGAUAAGAGCGAUACCCUCGAUUGGAAGUUCUGGCCCUGUCAGAAAUCGUUGACCGUCAAACCCGGCGAAACCGUCCUGGCUUUCUAUAAAGCUAAAAACUUAUCCGACCAUGAUCUCUUAGGCGUCGCUACUUAUAACGUCACCCCUGGCCAAGUCGCCCCGUAUUUCGCCAAGGUAGAAUGUUUUUGCUUCGACGAGCAACGCUUAUUGGCGGGCGAAGAAGUGGACCUGCCGAUCUUCUUCUUCAUCGACAAGGAUUUCGUCGAGGAUCCGUUGAUGAAAGACAUCGAUGAUAUUGUGCUCAGUUACACCUUCUUCAAGGCGAAACGGAAUUCGUAUGGCUUUCUAGAGCCUGAUAUCCCAGCAAACAGUCCCCACCUAUCUGGUUUUGGUAAUCAUCCUACUGCUGCUCCUGCUACUCCUUCACCACACAUCCGACCUUCGAAUCCUACAAAUAACACCACCAGCACCCUCACCAAACCUUAACACUUGCCUUUUUUUGACCUUCAUGUAUUACAUCUACAUCAAAUAUACCCUUAACCAUCCUACAAAAAAACUACAAAAAACUACAAAAAACAGUUUCCUUUUUGGAGUUCUUGUCUGUUCUUCUUCCUCAUCACUCACACUUGAUGUACUAUAUUCUUUCAUUCUUCCUUCCUUUCUCUUGCACUCACAAAUCAAAAUCAACCAUGAUUGCGAGAAAAAAAAACCAUUCCAACUCAUCUCCCUUUGUACUUUGGCAGCAGCAGCAUAUGACAAUGAUGAUAAUGAUGAUGGCCAUGUAGAUACAGCCACACAUAAAUACUCUCUGCCAGCUCAACCUACGUUCCCAUCUUA
This is a messenger RNA of Puccinia graminis f. sp. tritici CRL 75-36-700-3, 1278 nucleotides long. Its product is annotated as cytochrome c oxidase subunit XI assembly protein. Gene Ontology annotation, molecular function: copper ion binding. The transcript is spliced from 3 exons. The record is from RefSeq and is a predicted model, not a curated record. Gene Ontology annotation, cellular component: mitochondrial inner membrane. Lineage: Eukaryota; Fungi; Basidiomycota; Pucciniomycetes; Pucciniales; Pucciniaceae. Bases 46 to 927 code for a protein of 293 amino acids.